Messenger RNA from Paramecium pentaurelia, 2255 nucleotides. NCBI's taxonomy places the organism in Eukaryota, Ciliophora, Oligohymenophorea, Peniculida, Parameciidae. The record is from the annotation of a GenBank genome assembly.
AUGAAUUUAUUUAAAGAUCAAACCUAACAUACAAUAACUUAGAUUUAGAUAAAUCCUGAUAUUUUGUAAAAUGGCAAAUUUGAAUAACUUGGUAUACUAUGGGAUUACUAUUGGAACAGAUAUUUCUAAGUUAAAUUCUAUAUUGCAUAAACAAAAAAUAAGAAAAUAAAAUACUCAACUAAUGAUGAGUUUAGUUUAAGAGUGUAUUGAAUAUUAUAAAUUCUAAUUUAGAGAUUCAUUAGAAAAUUUUACUUAAAUAUUAAAUAACUUGGAAUAGAUCAAAUAUCUAUUUUGGUUUGAAAUAUAAAAACCUAAUUUAAAUUAACUUGGUAGAUGGGCAGUAAAUUGGAAAGGCAAAGUCUUACAAGAUAUUGGUGGAUAGUACUCUAAUGGACUAAAGUAAGGCUUCUGGAAAGAACCGAUAUAGAAUUAUUGGACGUAAACAUAAAAUAAUAUUGUUAGCUUAUCACAAGCUUAUUAAGUUGGAGAGUAUUAAGAUGGUUAAAGAAGUGGAACAUGGAAAUAUGAAUAUGAAGAUAAGGAGAUGUAUUAUGAAAUUUAAAUAUCAUUUAUAGAGGUGGUGGAAAAUAUGAUGAUAAAUAUUUAAAGAAUGGUAGAUGGAUUGAAUUAAGUGACAAUUUUUCAAAGUAUUGGAUAUCUUUAAUAUUUAGCAAUUCUUAUAUCACUUAUAGUGGUGAAUAUAAAAAUGACAAAAAAAUUGAUAAAUGGGAUAUUAAUUACAGAUUUUCAAGUGUUUAUCCAUUUGAAUAGAUGUAUAAAAUUAUUUAUAUCAAUUUUAAUAUAGUGGUGGUGGAUCAUACAACAUGUAAGGGAUUAAGGAUGGCAAAUGGAUAGAUUUAAUUGAUAAUUUCUAUCGGUAUAAAACAAUAAAGAUUAUUCAUAAUUAUUUAGUUAAAAAUAAGUUACAUUUAAUGGAGAAUAUUAAAAUUGUCAAAAAGUUGGUAGAUGGGAUACUUAUUUUAGAGUUGAGGGUCUAUUUUAAAGUGAAUUUUAAUUAAUGUAAAUCAUAUUAUUAUUUAUUUUUAAAUUUAGUGGCGGUGGAUCAUAUGAGAACGGGGGUAUUAAGAAUGGUAGAUGGAUUGAGCUAAGUGAUAAUUUUUAUAAGUAAUUAAAUUGUUUACUAUUUUAACUAUAUAGUUAUAGUUAAGUUACCUAUGAGGGAGAAUACUAAAAUGGAAAAAAAAUAAAGUCAUGGGUUACGAUAUAUAAAUAAAAAGAUUAAUAAGAAUAAAUGUACUAAAUUAAUUAUUAUUUAAUCUGAUAUUAGUGGUGGCGGAUAUUAUGAUGUUAAAGGUAUUAAGCAAGAAUAUUGGAUUGAGUUGAGUGAUGAUUUUAGAUAGUAUUAAAAAUAAUGAUAUUAUUAAAUAGGGAUAGCUAAAUCACUUAUCAUGGUAAGUAUAAAUAAGGAAGAAAAAUAGGUAGAUGGGAUAUCAUUCUUAGGAAGUCUAAUAAAUUUGAAUAAAUGUAGUUUAAUUUAUUAAUCAACUAUAUAAUUUUUAGAGGAGGUGGUUUUUAUAAUGAGCAAGGUUUUAAAAUUGGAAGUUGGGUUGAAAUUAACGAGUGUUUUUCUAAGUAAUUUAAUAAAUAUUUUAUCAUCUUUUUAGUUUAAGUUAAGUUAUAUAUUAAGGAGAAUAUUUUUUUGGAAAGAAAACUGGUAAAUGGAAUAUCUAUUGGAAGUAGAAUAUAUACUUGGAAAAAUUGUAUCAAAAUAAAUUAUUAUUUAAUUUUUUUAUUAGAGGUGGUGGAUUAUAUGACGAUAAUGGUUAAAAGAAGAGGAUUUGGAUCGAAUUGGCUAAUGAUUUCAAUUAGUAAUUAAUAUAUAUUUAUAAUAUCAAUAUUAGAGAUAAAUAGGUCACUUAUUAAGGGGAAUAUAAUUGCGGAUAAAAAGUUGGUGUAUGGGAUACUUAUUUUAGAUUUUCUGAAAGAUUUGAAGAAAUGUAAAUAUCAAUAGUAUCUUCUUUUAUUUUUAGAAGUUGUGGAUUUUAUGAUUAAGAAGGAAUUGAGAAUGGAAUCUGGAUAGAGUUGGAUGAAGAUUUCAAAAUGUAUUAAAAUUGUUAAAAUGAAUAAUAAUAAUAGCUCCAAAUAAAUCAUUCAUUAGGGACAUUAUAAAGAAGGUAAAAAGAUUGGAAAAUGGGUAGAAUUAAAGAGAGAAAAAUGGAAUAUUGAGUAAGGAUUUAAAAAAUAGUAUAAAAUAUUAUUUAAAUUAAAGAGAGGAGUUGAAUUAUCAAGAAUGA